AGUUUCCCUACGACGGACCCAGAAGCCGGGUGCCCAGUGGAGCCGCAGGCCUUGCAAGCCGAGAACCGGCCGAAGGGCGCGCCCUGUCUGCAGCCACCGGCGGGAGGAGCCUCGGAAGGUGGCUCGCUGCAGGCCCGGGCCAAAAGCCCGCCUCGCCUCCCUUUCGUCGUCAGGGCCUCGGGGCCAAUCAGAGCCCAAGUCAAGGGUAUACGCUCGACAAACGCCAGCCAAUUGGCGAGGCGGCGGGCCCGUCCUAAUUUGCAUGGCUGACAAGCCCUCAGCCAAUGGGAAUGUGACUGGCGUGAAAUCCAGCCAAUGACAAUCUGGAAGAGGCGUGGCCCCGGGCGUCCCACGAGGUGAAGAUGCUGCGAGCGGAACCUGCCGGAGCAAGCGGGAUUCGAGGGUGCUAAAGUCGCAGGGGCAGGGCGGGAAGGAAGAUCCGGAGUGGGGCGCAGGAUCCGGAGCUGGAGCCCCCAGAAUUUUCUGCCCGUGAAAAACCGAGCAGGUCUGGAUAAGUGAGGCCGGCUCCAUGUAUCCAGAAUCGACAACGGGCUCCCCAGCACGGCUCUCCCAGCGGCAGACGGGCUCCCCCGGGAUGCUAUACAGUACUCGGUAUGGGAGUCCCAAAAGACAGCUCCAGUUUUACAGGAACCUGGGCAAGUCCGGCCUGCGGGUCUCCUGCCUGGGGCUCGGAACAUGGGUGACCUUUGGAGGCCAGAUCACUGAUGAGAUGGCAGAGCAGCUGAUGACCUUGGCCUACGACAAUGGGAUCAACCUUUUCGAUACCGCAGAGGUCUAUGCGGCCGGCAAGGCUGAAGUGGUUUUAGGGAACGUCAUCAAGAAGAAGGGCUGGAGACGGUCCAGCCUCGUCAUCACCACCAAGAUCUUCUGGGGUGGAAAAGCCGAGACGGAGAGGGGCCUUUCCCGGAAACAUAUCAUAGAAGGUCUGAAGGCCUCCCUGGAGCGACUGCAGCUGGAAUAUGUGGACGUGGUGUUUGCCAACCGCCCGGACCCCAACACACCCAUGGAAGAGACCGUUCGAGCCAUGACGCACGUCAUCAACCAGGGGAUGGCCAUGUACUGGGGCACGUCACGCUGGAGCUCCAUGGAGAUUAUGGAGGCCUACUCGGUGGCCCGGCAGUUCAACCUGAUCCCGCCCAUCUGUGAGCAGGCUGAGUACCACAUGUUCCAGCGCGAGAAGGUGGAGGUGCAGCUGCCCGAGCUAUUCCACAAGAUAGGAGUGGGCGCCAUGACCUGGUCCCCUCUGGCCUGUGGCAUCGUUUCCGGGAAGUAUGACAGUGGCAUCCCACCCUACUCGAGAGCUUCCCUGAAGGGCUACCAGUGGCUAAAGGACAAGAUCCUGAGUGAGGAGGGCCGACGCCAGCAGGCCAAGCUGAAGGAGCUGCAGGCUAUCGCCGAGCGCCUGGGCUGCACCCUGCCCCAGCUGGCCAUAGCCUGGUGCUUGCGGAAUGAGGGCGUCAGCUCUGUGCUCCUGGGCGCCUCCAACGCAGAGCAGCUCAUGGAGAACGUGGGAGCGAUUCAGGUCCUUCCAAAACUGUCGUCUUCCAUUAUCCACGAGAUCGAUAGUAUUUUGGGCAAUAAACCCUACAGCAAAAAGGACUACAGAUCCUAAGAUGCCCCUGCCGCCUGCUCAGACAAUCUCCGUCCCCCUCCUAGUCUUUGUUUGCUCGCUUACGCUGUUCUGAAGCCAACUGGAGAGUGUGGUUCGCAUCAAAGAGAAAACACCACGCUGUGAUAUCAUCAGGAAAUUACCUCCCACGUCCAUGCCAGACACCACCGCUGCUUCUCCAGAUCACGUCAAGUCGGAUUUGUGCCCGAGACAGCACUGGUUAGGAAGGACGUUCAAGCAGCCCCACCCCAAGCCCUGUCGCCUCUGCUUGUCCUCCAAGAAAAAGCCACCAAGCUUUCUCCCAGCCACAGCCCUUCAUGGAGAUGCCCCAAGUCAAGGCCUGGUUGGGUCUUCAGGGCAGGCAGGGCUGGCCUCUCCUCUGCCAAGAACCCCUGUCUGGUGUUGGUGGAGGGGAAGAGGGUGUAGCCC
Messenger RNA from Otolemur garnettii (small-eared galago), 2059 nucleotides. RefSeq names its product potassium voltage-gated channel subfamily A regulatory beta subunit 2 (gene KCNAB2). Gene Ontology annotation, cellular component: juxtaparanode region of axon; membrane; cytoplasm. Lineage: Eukaryota; Metazoa; Chordata; Mammalia; Primates; Galagidae. Bases 530 to 1633 code for a protein of 367 amino acids. Gene Ontology annotation, biological process: regulation of potassium ion transmembrane transport; transmembrane transport; potassium ion transport. The record is from RefSeq and is a predicted model, not a curated record. The transcript is spliced from 16 exons. Gene Ontology annotation, molecular function: transmembrane transporter binding; voltage-gated potassium channel activity; potassium channel regulator activity.